AUGUCGCACUCUGACCACACGAGAGAUCCCUGCCCAUGGGUUAUCCUUAACGACUUUGGUGGAGCUUUCUCAAUGGGAGCGGUCGGCGGUGGUAUCUGGUAUGGUAUCAAAGGCGCUAGGAACUCACCGAGAGGCGAACGGUUCGUCGGGGCUAUUUCUUCCAUGAAAGCGCGUGCACCCGUGACCGGUGGAAAUUUCGGUGUAUGGGGUGGCAUGUUCUCAACGUUUGACUGUGCUAUCAAGGGAUGGCGGCAAAAAGAGGACGCAUGGAACGCCAUUAUUUCAGGAUUCAUGACAGGUGGAUGUUUGGCUCUUCGCAGUGGGCCACGUUCGGCUCUUGGCUCUGCCAUUGCUUGCGGCAUCCUUCUCGGUGUUUUCGAAGGAGUAGGUGUUUUGAUGUCCCGUGUAUUUAGUGAAGGGCAACGGCCACAAAUGGCACCAUUACCCGGAGCAAUCUCACCACAGCCUACAUCUUCAUCCCCCCAGUAG
Psilocybe cubensis is the source of this 489-nucleotide messenger RNA. RefSeq lists its product as uncharacterized. The transcript has 5 exons. Gene Ontology annotation, cellular component: mitochondrial inner membrane; TIM23 mitochondrial import inner membrane translocase complex. The record is from RefSeq and is a predicted model, not a curated record. Gene Ontology annotation, biological process: protein import into mitochondrial matrix. Lineage: Eukaryota; Fungi; Basidiomycota; Agaricomycetes; Agaricales; Agrocybaceae. The coding region runs from base 1 to 489 and encodes 162 amino acids. Gene Ontology annotation, molecular function: transmembrane protein transporter activity.